This is a messenger RNA of Talaromyces stipitatus ATCC 10500, 303 nucleotides long. RefSeq lists its product as uncharacterized. The transcript has 2 exons. Lineage: Eukaryota; Fungi; Ascomycota; Eurotiomycetes; Eurotiales; Trichocomaceae. The coding region runs from base 1 to 303 and encodes 100 amino acids. The record is from RefSeq and is a predicted model, not a curated record.
AUGGAGCUGUAUAUUAAUACUCAAGAUGAAUUUCUGGGCAAUGCUCUUCAGGCCGCUUCAAUAGGAGAGGGUACCAAGGUUGUGCAAAUGCUAUCGGAGAAAGUAGCCGAUCUCAAUGCUCAAGAUAGGCAGGCUGAGGUCAAUGCUCAAGAUGGACAUUAUGGGAAUGCUCUCCAAGUUGCUUCUGCGAGAGCAAAUGAAAAGACACAGCGAACUCUAUUUGAUGAGGAGGCUAAUGUCGAUAUUUUAUACGACUAUCCCUGUAAAGAGCAAUAUGCAAGUUUUCCUGAAGAACAGGGCUGA